AGAUCUAAGUUGGCUGUGUUGACGGUGCAUAGAAACCUAGCAAAAUGACAGACGAUACGUAUCCCAAGACACUGUACGUGGGCAGCCUCGACACAUCAGUAACGGAGGAGCUGCUAUGCACACUGUUCAGUCAGAUGGGCACAGUGAAGAGUUGCAAAAUUAUACGCGAAGGUACGAUUGAUCCAUUCGCUUUUAUCGAGUACGAUAAUCAUCAGUCGGCCCAGACGGCACUUUCGGCCAUGAACAAGCGCAUGUUUCUGAAGAAGGAAAUCCGGGUGAACUGGGCAACGAGCGCGGGAAAUCAGCCGAAAACGGACACGAGCCAACACCAUCACAUUUUCGUCGGCGAUCUCAGCCCAGAAAUUGACACAGAAACGCUGCGGGAAGCGUUCGCGCCAUUUGGCGAAAUCUCCAACUGUCGCAUAGUGCGUGAUCCCCAAACGCUCAAAUCCAGGGGGUACGCGUUCGUAUCGUUUGUGAAGAAGGCCGAGGCAGAAAAUGCGAUCACUAUAAUGAACGGUCAAUGGCUUGGAUCGAGGUCGAUCCGAACGAACUGGUCGACACGGAAGCCGCCAGCACCUAGAGAGAACUCUAAAGGAAUUAAAACGGGCAAAACACCCGGUUUUGAGGAAAUCUACAACAACACCAGCCCAACCAACACGACUGUCUAUUUUGGCGGGUUUCCGCCAAAUGCAAUAACUGACGAGCUGAUACAGAAACUUUUCGCACAGUUUGGGCACAUCAACGACACGCGAGUGUUCAAAGACAAGGGCUACGCGUUUAUCCGGUUUGCGAGCAAAGAAUCGGCCGCUCGCGCCAUUGAAGGUAUACACAACAGCGAGGUUCAGGGACAUCCGGUCAAGUGUUACUGGGGCAAGGAGAAUGGAGGGGACGUGAACAGUAACGGCAUGAACGCAUCCGCGAUUGCAGCGGCUGCCGCCUCCGGUAUGAUCGGCAUGAGCAUGAAUGGCAUCGUCAGCCCUCUGCAGCCUAUGCAGCCGAAUGCGGCGGCUGCUGCUGCUGCUGCGGCUGCCGCCGUCGCUCAGCAGCACAGUGCCAAUCCACAGCUUACGCAGGCCACGGCGGCGGCGGCUGCAGCCGGUGCCCAGUAUCCUUACUCGGCCGCAGCCUACGGUCAAAUGGCGUACUGGUUUCCGGGAGGAUACCCACAGAUACAGACACAGUACAUGCAGCAAGGGUAUUACACUUACCCGACCGCCUAUGCUCCAGCAGCUCCACAGCAAACUGGUACAGCAGGCUACCGUAUGAUGCAACCAAACAUGGCGGCUGGCUGGGGCAUGCAAACCGUCCCGACGGUAGCAACGAAUGGUGCGGCGGCGGCAGCAGCAGCAGCAGCGGCUGCAGCAUCCUCACAGCAACCCGUGAUGUAUGCACCGUUGCCGCAGUUCCAAACGCAAUGAGAACUAUUGAAAAAUUACACCACCAGCAACGACAUCAGCACCGGCAUAAAACCAAGCGCUCACAAUUCCAAGAACCACGCUAGUAGUAUCAGUAAUAUGAAAAAGUUUAACAACAGCCUCCUAAACCUAGUUUCACCGCCGCCGUCAGCAAUGGCCGGCAAUAGCAAAACCAACUUUUGCUUGCUGCCCAACCUGCCCGUUCCUUCCGUUGCAUCAGGAUCUUUGUUACCUUCGAACGCAAUCGACAGUCUGUCCGUAUCGUCUGCUGCCGGUACCAACAAUAGUGUGGGAUCCCUACUGCUCGGCAAUAAUAGUUCCACUAAAAACAGCUCGACUGUUGCGGCAAUGGUUGCCGCUUUUAAUAAUAAAGGCAUCCAACGACAGCCUUCAGCAACGGUGGUUUCGUCCUCCCAGCUAAUGGUGGCUCACUCGAACGGAGUAAACGAUGGAGGCGGUGGAAGCACUCUGCUUUUAGGUGGCACCCAUCAUCGUCAUCAACGUCUUCCACUCAAUCCGUCGACGUACACGGCGCAACAGUCCUCUGCACACCAAAUGACGACGGCAAAUGCGAUAGCGGUGGCUAUCGCAGCAGCGGCCGCAGCAACCGCAGCCCAACAAC
Messenger RNA from Anopheles maculipalpis, 2040 nucleotides. RefSeq names its product nucleolysin TIAR (gene Rox8). Gene Ontology annotation, molecular function: RNA binding. The coding region runs from base 45 to 1421 and encodes 458 amino acids. The transcript has 4 exons. Lineage: Eukaryota; Metazoa; Arthropoda; Insecta; Diptera; Culicidae. The record is from RefSeq and is a predicted model, not a curated record.